Messenger RNA from Daucus carota subsp. sativus, 1336 nucleotides. Its product is annotated as ATP-dependent Clp protease proteolytic subunit 5, chloroplastic. The coding region runs from base 217 to 1092 and encodes 291 amino acids. The record is from RefSeq and is a predicted model, not a curated record. The transcript is spliced from 9 exons. Gene Ontology annotation, cellular component: endopeptidase Clp complex. Gene Ontology annotation, biological process: protein quality control for misfolded or incompletely synthesized proteins. NCBI's taxonomy places the organism in Eukaryota, Viridiplantae, Streptophyta, Magnoliopsida, Apiales, Apiaceae. Gene Ontology annotation, molecular function: serine-type endopeptidase activity; ATP-dependent peptidase activity; ATPase binding.
AUAACUCCAUGGUACAGUAGUCACAUUACGCACUCAACCUGAAAAAAAAAUCCGAAAGAGGGCAAGAAAGAAGAGUACAAUCUUAAGUCUCAACAUUACCCACAGUUCACUUACAACGACUUCUGGGUUUUUCUCACCACUCACUCUUUCACCAAUCCCACCAUUAAACGCCGCCGUUUCGAUAAGAUAAGCCCCCUUUUACCGGCGUAGUUUCCGAUGGCACAUUCAACCACUUGCUUGUUAAAUAACUCUAUCCUCUUCAAUUCGCCAAACCCAAAAAACCCUUGUUCCAGUUCUCUAUUUCAGUUCAACCCUCUUCGUAUUUGGAAAAAUGAUAAAAAGAAAGUUGGAGCGUCUUCUGUGAAAGCUGUGUACUCUGGUGGUUUUAGGGCACCCGAGAGGAGUUCAUUGCCAGGGCCAGGGGUUUGGUCUAUCAGGGAUGAUCUGCAAGUUCCAUCGUCACCGUAUUUUCCAGCUUAUGCACAAGCACAAGGUCCCCCUCCAAUGAUGCAAGAGCGUUUCCAGAGUGUCAUUAGUCAACUUUUUCAACACAGAAUUAUACGAUGUGGUGGAGCUGUUGACGAUGAUAUGGCAAACAUAAUUGUUGCCCAGCUUCUCUAUCUCGAUGCUGUUGAUCCUAAUAAGGAUAUUGUCAUGUAUGUGAACUCCCCAGGAGGGUCAGUGACUGCUGGUAUGGCCAUAUUUGACACUAUGAGGCAUAUUCGACCUGAUGUUUCCACUGUGUGUGUUGGUCUGGCAGCUAGUAUGGGAGCUUUCCUGCUCAGCGCUGGAACCAAAGGUAAAAGAUACAGCUUGCCAAACUCAAGGAUUAUGAUACAUCAGCCUCUUGGUGGAGCACAAGGUGGACAAACUGAUAUUGAUAUUCAGGCCAAUGAAAUGCUGCAUCACAAAGCAAAUCUUAAUGGUUAUCUGUCCUACCACACUGGCCAAAGCCUGGAGAAAAUAAACCAGGAUACCGACCGUGAUUUUUUUAUGAGUGCCAAAGAAGCCAAAGAAUAUGGUCUUAUUGAUGGUGUUAUCAUGAAUCCACUUAAAGCUUUGCAGCCUCUGGCAGCUACUGCAAGUCCCUAGUUGUAUUGGUGCAUAAACUCGCGCAUUAUAGAAUGUAUUGCGGCAAUUUGAUUAUGUGCUAAAAAUUUUAAUGAUCUUAACGAGUGUCAAAUAUGUACCACAUGACAAUAUUGCUCAGGAUUUUGGUAAGCAGCUCGUCUCAUUUAUAGUUGACAAGCAGUUGAAGUCUAUAGUGUAAUUUGGUGUAAACACCAGUGAUUUCUACUCUGAUAAAUGACGAUUACUUUAUCUUUGUUCUGUUAAA